Messenger RNA from Carica papaya (papaya), 4832 nucleotides. Lineage: Eukaryota; Viridiplantae; Streptophyta; Magnoliopsida; Brassicales; Caricaceae. The record is from RefSeq and is a predicted model, not a curated record.
UGUAAAGAUGCGAAAACUCCCGAGAAAGAUAUAUAAAUCUCUUCUUCUUCCCCAACGGGAAAGCAGGAUCCAUUCAUAUUAACUGUUGCUCUCUCUCUCUCUCUCUCUCUCUCUCUCUCGACCGAUUGAUCGAUUAUCGAUUACCGAUCGAUUCUCGAUUCAGGCAGUGUUUCUAUAGAGCUCUGUCUUUUGAAGAGCUAGAAUCAAUGGCUGGCAGGUUAUCCACGUACUUCUUGUGUCAAGGCUUUACUGGACUCAACUGCAACAGUAAGCACUUAAAUGUACGUUUGUUCUUGCCUUCUAAUCGCUCGAUUCCUGCUUCUUGUAAAAUGCGACAGCGUGCUUUCAGUUCCCAGAAGAGACAAGAAGUAAAGGACACUUCUCCUCUACCUAAUCCAACAAGUGCAGAUUUGCAGCAAAGUUGUGUGGAGGACUCUGAAUCUGAAAAUUCGUCGAUCAAUAGUGCUGCAAACUUGAAUGUGGAAAUUGAAAAUAACAACAUUCACACUGCUAUAGAUUUGGAGCAUGGAGAGGAGAAAAACUUUGAUGCUUUAUCUGUGCCAGAGGUCAUGAAUAUAGAUAGGGAAGAGAAUCAGUCCGGCAUACAAUUUGAAGAACUGAUUAGCAUGAUACGAAAUGCGGAGAAAAAUAUCCUUCUUCUUGACCGAGCUCGGGCUCAUGCAGUUGAGGAUCUUAAUAAAAUUCUUGCCGAGAAAGAAGCUUUGCAGGGAGAAAUUAACGUAUUGGAAAUGAAACUGGCUGAAACUGAUGCACGAAUCAAAGUUGCUGCCCAAGAGAAGAUACAUGUGGAGGUCUUGGAAGAUCAAUUAGGGAAACUGUGUAAUGAAUUAGGUCUUCCUUCAGCUCAUGAUAUUAAUCUUCAGCCUCUUAGCAAGGAGCUUGAUUUAUUGAGGAUAGAGAAUCUGUCAUUGAAAACUGAUAUACAAGCACUCAAGACAGAGCUAAGCAGUGUCAAGAAUACAGAUGAACGUAUAGUAAUGUUGGAAAAAGAGAGAUCACUUUUGGAAUCGUCUCUAAAAGAGUUGGAGUCUAAAUUGUCAGAUUCUCAAGAAGAUGUUUCAAAGCUUUCUACUCUGAAAGUUGAAUGCAAGGAUUUAUGGACAAAGGUGGAGAAUCUGCAAUUCUUGUUAGAUAAGGCAACCAAACAGGCAGAUCAAGCCAUUUUAGUAUUACAGCAAAAUCAAGAACUCAGAAAGAAGGUGGAUAAGUUAGAAGAAUCUCUUGAAGAAGCUAACAUCUACAAAUUAUCAUCAGAAAAGAUGCAACAAUAUAAUGAACUCAUGCAACAAAAACUAAAAUUACUAGAGGAGCGUCUUGAACGAUCUGAUGAGGAGAUACACUCAUAUGUUCAGUUAUAUCAAGAAUCUGUGAAAGAAUUUCAGGAAACCCUGGAUAGUUUAAAGGAAGAAAGCAGGAAAAAAGCAUUAGAGGGACCUGUAGAUGAUAUGCCUUGGGACUUUUGGAGCCGUUUAUUACUUAUAAUUGAUGGAUGGCUACUUGAGAAGAAAAUAUCAACUGGUGAUGCAACGCUGUUGAGAGAAAUGGUAUGGAAGAGAGACAGACGAGUUCAUGAUGUGUAUCAUUCAUGCAAGGAAAAAAACGAGCACGAAGCCAUAUCAGCAUUUCUGAGGUUGAUAUCAUCGGCGACAAGUCCAGGAUUGUAUGUUGUUCAUAUUGCGGCAGAAAUGGCACCCGUUGCUAAGGUUGGUGGGUUGGGAGAUGUUGUGACUGGUCUUGGUAAAGCACUACAAAAGAGAGGACAUCUUUUGGAAAUUAUAAUUCCCAAAUAUGAUUGCGUGCAAUAUGAUCGUAUUCGUGAUUUGAGAGCCCUAGAUAUGGUCGUGGAGUCAUAUUUUGAUGGGAGGCUAUUCCAAAAUAAAAUCUGGGUUGGCACUGUUGAAGGUCUACCUGUUUAUUUUAUUGAGCCUCAACAUCCGGACAAGUUCUUCUGGAGAGGACAAUUUUAUGGCGAGAAUGAUGAUUUCAGACGCUUUUCAUAUUUUAGCCGUGCUGCACUUGAGUUGCUUUUACAAGCUGGCAAGAAACCAGAUAUUAUUCAUUGUCACGAUUGGCAGACAGCCUUUGUUGCACCACUCUAUUGGGACUUGUAUGUUUCAAAAGGGUUAAAUUCAGCUAGGAUAUGUUUUACAUGCCAUAAUUUUGAGUACCAAGGAGCUGCAUCUGCUACUGAAUUGGCAUCAUGUGGUCUUGAUGUCCAGCAGCUAAAUAGACCAGAUAGAAUGCAGGACAAUUCAGCCCAGGAUAGGAUCAAUCCUGUAAAGGGUGCAAUUGUGUUCUCCAACAUCGUGACAACAGUAUCACCCACGUAUGCUCAGGAGGUACGGACAGCUGAGGUAUGAACGUCAUUUUGUGGUCAUGCUUAACUUUACAGGUUCUUUUCAUUCUCCUAGUUGCAAAUUUUGAGAGCAAUAUCCCAAGUGGCCAUGAGAAGUUUGUAGCUGUAUGGAAUUGAUGAAUCAUGGCAUACUGAUUGAAUUUUCUAAUUCCUACAGUUUUAUAAUAGAACCGGUAGUAGCCAGCUUGUGUUUCCCUAUAAGGUACUCUUGCAAACCAUUGGCUUGAUCGAGUAAUAUGUGAGACCUCGACCAGACAAAAUAAUUAGUUCCUUCAAGCCUCAUUCGGCUUGUCUGUAAUAAGGGGUUUAUUCUCAAUGCCCCAUACUUGCGAGCCGAUUUCUCCCUUAGCAUGUUAUCUUUGGUUACCUGUUUUUCUAUUUAUGGACCAUAAUAGAAGGCAAAAAAAUUUCUUUGCUAACCUUACGAAGUAACCCACUUCCUCUGCCUACUAAAGAAGAUGAGUAGUGCAAUCACAUAAGGAGGCUAAAAGUCAUCGUUACGCCUGCCCUUUAUCUGUAAAUGGUGGGUUGGCAUUCUAUGUCUACAAACAAAGACUGAAUGUGCAACUUUUCGUCCUCUAGAGCAUGCUACUUCUAGCACCUAGUGUAGAAAAAUAAUUAAUUAUUAUUUAAUUCUAGACCCAAGAAUACCCACAUUGUUAUAUUAAUAAACUUGUAGUUAUUUUUGGAAUUUAAUGUACUGUUAGGAUUUUUGUUAGGAGUUUGAAAGUAUUCCUAUAGACUCUAUUUACAGGAAUAAAAUCUGAUCAUAUCAGACUUAUUCAUAGGAAUAAAGGAGGAUGAUAUAAGUCUUUAUUAGGCCAUGUAAAUAAGAUUUCCAAAUUUAUGGGAAUCAGUUUCAACUUUUCUAUUUUUGUCACUUUACCAAAUCAGCAAUUAUUUGCUGAUUUCUGCCUGUAAAUAGACUUGGAUUGUACUCAGUAGAAUCAUGAAAAUAAGAGAUUAUUUUCUCUUCUUUUUUAUUCUCUUGUUUUUCUCAGUAACAUUCAAAUUCUUCAUGUUAUCGGAGCUUAUGUUCUGAAAUUAAUCCUCUCAGACCUCUGUUGGUUAUUCCAAUUUUUUUUGUCUCCUUUAUUCUAUUCAACCCUAAUUGUCAAGCACGGAAUGGCUUCCGCUCCUGAAAACAUUGACUCCAACAUCUCAACAAAUUCAGAAGCUAAAAUCAAAUUUGAGUUUUUUUCUUUUCUGAAAUGAAAAGUGUGUAUUAUAUUAAGUAAAAGAUACCAAAGGGAUGCCACCCAUUUACAAAAAAUUUACAUGUCAAUUAGCAUAUGUACAAUGAAAUCAUCUAUUCUAUAAAGGUCAUGCCUGAAAGUUACAGAACCAAAAUAAUGAAGUCAACUAUCUCUAAUAUUGACAAUCUGCUCUUCCCUCUCCUCAAAAGUUUUAUUAUUUCUCUUUUUCCAAAUAAUCCAAAAUAUGGAUAAAGGUAUAAAGACGGAAGGGUAUAUUGUUCUUACGAAGCGUCUCCCAAGCCAUUGUUCAAUUGAUGCCUAGAAGGCCAUAGACUAAAGUCCAAAAACUGUAAGUAAACGGGCACCAGAGCAGGAUGUAGUUACAAGUCUCAACAUCGCAUUUGCAUAAAAAGCAUCUAUUAACCAUAAUCUUCCCUUUUUCAUAAGAUUAUCAAUAAUCAAAAAUACGUUCUUGACUACUUUCCAGGUAAAAAAAGAAAUUCGUGGUGGAGCUUUAGCCUUCCAAACUAUUUUAGUCGGGAAAAAUUACACCUGUUGCUCUAUAGCCAACCAAAUGCCUACAAAAAGAAUUAACAGAGAAUUUUCCAUAUUUCUUUAGGUUCCAAAUGAGUUUCUCUUUAUUGUUGUUAAGGCGGACGGACAGUGACUAAAAGCUAUAAUAGAUCUUCAUAUUCUUCCACUUCUCAAUCCUGCAGAUUUCUGAACACAUCAACAAUCCACUCCCUGAUAUUGUCGCCCCAAACGUCUCCUCGACAAACAUAUUCUUAUUUUGGGCGAUGGCAUAAAUCAUAGGAUACUUGGACAUUAGGCUUUCUUUUCCACACCAUUUGUCCUGCCAGAACCGAAUCCUGUUACCAUUACCAGUCUCCCACUUAAUACACUCAAGUACACUGUUCUGUCUCUAUAUAAUGCUCUUCUAGAAACCCACCCCAUAAGUUCUAUUCUCUAUGGUGGCUUCUCUGCCCCAAACACCCCAUUUGGCCUUGAUAAUCUUUUUCCAUAAGCUGUCAUCUUCCUCCCAGAGUCUCCAGAUCCAUUGACCUUGCCGUGCUUUGUUUAAGUCAACCAAUGAUCUCAAACCGAGUCUGCCUAGCUCAACAGGGUGCUUUACCUCCUCUCAUUUAAUUAAAUGAUAACGCCUCUUGUCUUCAUCUUCCCCCCAAAGGAAUCUACAUUGAAUGAAUUCCAGUUUCUUUCCCACUUUAAUCGGAAUUGUGAGCACCAACAUGUAUUAAAUA